Agrilus planipennis (emerald ash borer) is the source of this 1640-nucleotide messenger RNA. Its product is annotated as IST1 homolog. Gene Ontology annotation, biological process: protein transport. NCBI's taxonomy places the organism in Eukaryota, Metazoa, Arthropoda, Insecta, Coleoptera, Buprestidae. Bases 148 to 1182 code for a protein of 344 amino acids. The transcript has 7 exons. The record is from RefSeq and is a predicted model, not a curated record.
ACAUCUGCAUUUUGACUGUAUCGUUAUACAAAUAUAUACAUUAUUUGUUAAUUGUUCGUGAUGACUAAAAAGUUGUUGUGAAUCAUCUUUUAUUAUAGUUUUUUUCUUAAUAAUUUGUACUGUGCCUUAUUCCUGAUAAAAUCGAAAAUGUUUUCUAGUUCUCCUAAUUACACAAAGUUGAAAACGCAUCUACGUUUAGCAAUAAAUAGAUUAAAAUUGCUAGAAAAAAAGAAAACUGAGCUUACACAAAAAGCAAGAAAAGAAAUAGCUGACUACUUACAAGCUGGUAAAAUUGAAAGAGCUAAAAUAAGAGUAGAACACAUUAUAAGAGAAGAUUAUCUGGUUGAAGCAAUGGAAGUGGUUGAAAUGUAUUGUGAUCUUGUUCUUGCCAGAUUUGGCUUAAUAACACAGAUGAACACCCUAGAUGAAGGAAUUGCUGAAGCAGUUUCUAGUUUAAUAUGGGUGUCUCCACGGUUACAAAGUGAUGUUGCUGAAUUAAAAGUGAUAAGUGAUUUAUUGGCUGCUAAAUAUGGGAAACCUUAUGGUGAUGCAUGCCGUGCAGAAGCUGUUGCAACAAUAAGUGAAAAGUUGAAACAUAAAUUAUCAAUCCAAACUCCACCUAAAUUAUUGGUAGAAAAAUAUUUAAUAGAGAUAGCAAAAAUAUACAAUAUAGAAUAUGAACCUGAUCCACAAGUCAUGCAAGAAGAAAAAGGUCGAGAUGCAAUGUUGAUAGAUCUAAGUGACAAAAAUAAUUUAGGAAUGCCCCAACCACCUGGAUUUGUAGGCUACCCUCAACCUCCUAUGGCACCUUUUUCUUACCCACCUUUAAUGCCUCAUGACCAAAAGACAGCUAGUGCAAGUGCUCCACCUAACAAUUUACCCUUUGGAACACCCUUUUCUUAUAAUAUUCCACCUGGUGCAGAAUCAAAAGAGUCAAAUACCACCUACAAUGAUGAUAUCCCUCCUUCUUAUAGCAUGGUUUCCCCAGAUGAUAACAUUCAGAGUAAACAGCAAGAACCUAAACCAGCUCCAAGGUCAAAAAUUCCUGGUAAUUUCUCAGAUUUACCAGAAUUGCCAUCAGUACCAAGUGACAAUUCUUUAGAUGGCGCAAAAACAGGAGGGGAUGACAUCGAUUUUGAUGAUUUAACACGUAGAUUUGAAGAAUUAAAGAAGAGAAAGUAAAUAAGCGAUUUAAAAAAGGUAGGAUGAAUUAUCUAAUUUGUAUACUACAUUAUAAUAUGAAUCUACUACGCUCAUUAAAGGCUUUAUAUUUCAACAGUAAGCCAAUCAAGCUAAAAAUUUAAUCAAAAGAACAUUUGCAGUGCUAUGGUAUAUUGUACGUAGACUACAUAAUGUAGCGUUUCUUUAACGGCACUUGUUUUAAAAAGUAUUACACUACUUUUAUGUAAAGUUCACUUAAUAUAUAUAUUUUAUAUCAUAAUAAUAAUUAUUUAUUACAUAGAUAAUCUUGAGAAAAGCCCCUUAUAUUAUGUAUUGUCGCUCAUAUUUUAGAAUUUUUAAAUUACAAAUUAAAAUAAACAAAAUUAAAGGAUUUAUGAUUUGUAACUUCCAAAUAUAAUGGAUUUAUUCUUACUACUUACAAUCAGAUCAUUUUAAUAAAAUAGCCUUUUUUUCUUACA